This is a messenger RNA of Exophiala xenobiotica, 1237 nucleotides long. RefSeq lists its product as uncharacterized. Gene Ontology annotation, biological process: mitochondrial respiratory chain complex I assembly. The transcript has 4 exons. Bases 164 to 799 code for a protein of 211 amino acids. Lineage: Eukaryota; Fungi; Ascomycota; Eurotiomycetes; Chaetothyriales; Herpotrichiellaceae. The record is from RefSeq and is a predicted model, not a curated record.
CUUCAAUCGCCAAAUCGAACUUAAUUUGGGCACCUCAAAAAGAUCAGACAUCUCGUCUCACGCCCCUCCUCCUGACCAUCUGGCUCCAGUCUCCCUACCAAUCGACUGAUGACGUGGCAAGAUCCCUCUUGAAGCUUCGCAAGCAGCACCUCCAGUAACAACAAUGGCCGACCUUCUUGAUCCCAAAGCCACGUUCGACGAUACAUACCACCCGAAAGAUGCUCUCGAGAGAACGGUGCAUGGAAUCACAUACACCGGCGCUGCCGGUCUGUUUCUAGCAGCGGUGCAGAACACUGUAGCGAAAGAGAAUAUUGGAGCAAUGGGAGUCUUUUCUCGAUUUGGGAAGACCAUUGGUUUAUUUGCUGCCAUGGGUGGAACAUUCUCAUUCGUCAGUACGGCGUCUGCAAACCUGCGGGAAAAGAACGAUUUUCUAAACCACGCACUCGGCGGUGCAUGCGCCGGCUCACUUGUUGGCCUUGCUAAGCGAUCAAUGCCGUCUGUCGCGGGCAGUGCGCUUGCUCUUGGGGCUGGCCUGGCUGUUGUCAGUUACACGGGGCGGUCUAUGUUCGAAUCGUCGUCAGAUUCUCCUCAAUUAGACCGUCUGGCAUACAAGGACGAGGCCAAGACUCGUUAUCGAAGACCUAUCAAUGAGACUAUCAAUGAACUUGGUGAAGGCAGAGGUAUCUACGGACCCGGAUACGAAGAAAGACGCAAGCAACGAAUCAAAGAGAGAUAUGGUAUCGAGAUUCAAGAACCAUAUUACAAGAAUAAAUCAGCCGAAGGCAUGGUCAAGUUCUGAGCAUUAAGCUCUUCAUUAACACGGUCUUAAGCGGCAAGCAGCUCGAGUGCUUCUGAGGAAAGCUGGAACAACGAACCGAUGUCUGGUUCAGUCAGAAGACCAACCCAUCGCGGGAGAACUUCAAGGCGGCCAACUCAAGGUCGUGGGCGGCGGAUGUAUAUCUAGAUACUGGUAAAUGGACAACGGAGUUGACGACCGCCCCCAAUCUUUUGCGCGGCCAUCUCGAGCACACUUCCAGACCCCAGUACAUUGUGCCAUUCCAAUGUCAGCCAAACCGUUGCUUCCAAUUGAUUCUGCAUCAGAAUCUGGAUAUAGCUGGAUAUAUCUUGAUCGGGCCUUUGUGCUAUGCACCAAACCUUCUUUGCUAGGAAGGAGGAGAGCGUGUAGACGCGUUGCCGGUCAGAAGAGCUGGUUUUUAGCUACAUCUGGAGACACUUC